CGGGAAAGGGCUCCGGUUUCCCCCUCAGUCGCUCGGAGGCGCCCGGAGAGGCCACUUCGGAGGAGCGGCUGCCUCGGGGCCUCUUCUCCUCAGCAUGUCGGCCGCCUUGUACCUCCUCUCCACGCUGGGAGGCUACCUGCUCACCUCGGCCGUGCUGCUCAAGUACCCGGCUCUGCUCCACCGGCCCAAGCGGCCCCGCUUCCGAUGCCGGCACAUCUCCCACCGCGGCGGUGCUGGAGAAAAUCUGGAGAACACUAUGGCAGCCUUUCGCCACGCAGUCAACGUGGGGACGGACAUGCUGGAGCUUGACUGCCACUUGACAAAGGACGAAGAAGUUGUGGUCUCGCAUGACGAGAACCUCAAGCGCUCGACAGGGGUGGACGUCAACAUAUCGGACGUCAAAUACGCAGAGCUCCCACCAUACCUCUGCCGAUUGGAUGUCAGCUUUCAGAAAGAAUGCCACUGUGAGGGAGAAGACCAGCGCAUCCCGCUCCUGAAGGAGGUGUUUGAAGCCUUCCCCCACACCCCCGUCAACAUUGACAUCAAGGUGAACAACAAUACACUCAUUAAAAAGGUUUCAGAGUUAGUGACCUAUUACAAGCGAGAGCAUUUGACAGUCUGGGGCAGCGUCAGUCAUGAGGUUGUGGAGAAGUGUCAUAAAGAGAACUCUCGCAUCCCUAUCCUCUUCUGCUUACGGCGUGUCCUUCUCCUCCUGGGCCUGUUUUAUACUGGUCUCCUGCCUUUCUUUCCCAUUUUGGAGGGGUUCUUGGAGAUCCCCAUGCCUUCCAUCAUCCUCAAAUUGAAAGAACCAGAGAAGAUCUCCAGGAGUCAACGGUUUACCAUUUGGCUUACAGACACAUUGUUAAUGAGGAAAGCAUUAUUUGACCAUCUCACUGCCCGAGGGAUUCAGGUCUAUAUCUGGGUGCUAAAUGAAGAGCAGGAAUACCAGCGGGCGUUUGAUCUGGGAGCCACCGGUGUGAUGACCGAUUACCCCACAAAGCUGAAGAACUUUCUGCAUGCCUACACCGCAUGAAGCAAAAGCAGGCAAAAGCAGGGACGGCUCUUGUAGAGAAGUGUGGGGUGCGUAGAAAAGGGGGGGAAAGGCCAGAGGAGGAUAGCCCCCCUCUUCUCUCUCUGUUUUCUCCCUUCAGCAUUGCAAUCUCCCACUGAGGGCCGACACAAGCAACUGGAUCAUAUUACCUCAUUCUUUCAGUCAUUACACUUCUAGAGAUUGUACACAGCUAUAUUUAUUUACAAUUUUUAACGACAUAGUUUACAUUUCCUUUUUGUAAAUAGCAUGGUUAGUGGCUUCUACCCCUAGCCUGAGAGAUACGUCUAAAAAGAGAGCUGCUGACAGGGUCAAUUUGUAGAGGUGAUCGUCCUAACGUAACUUGUCUGUCGCUUGUAACUUAGGCUUCACCAGGUUUGCACAUGGAAAACAUUCCAGCAUGACAAUUUUUUUUAAAAAAAAAUCUUGCAUUUAAUAUGUAAAGAUUUUAGUAAACUGACUAAUGUGGAAAAAAAGCAUCCUGAUUGUCGCAGGUGGGAGAUGAGGAGGAUGGCGCUAAAAGGGAGAUUUGGGUGAUUCUCCCGGUUCAAACAUUUGGUACUGUAUUGACAAUGAGGGCCUUUUUGAAAUGGGGCUGAACUCCCAAAUUCUGCCUUUGUUUUUCUCCUCCUGCUGCUGGAAGCCAGGCUUCAAUUUAGUCUCAUGUAGAUCUUUUGCUCCAUACAACUCCAGGGAGUUCCUAAAGCCAGUUUCUAGUGUAGCUCAUGAUGUUGGCCUUCUUGUCUGACCAAAAGUGAUGCUUAACACUUAGCAAUACUGCUGCUUGUUCGUUGGGAUCGGUGUCGUAGGGACCUUCAGGCCAGUUUAUUGUAUAACACCGCUAUUCCAGCUUUUUUAAUUUUCAGAUUAAAUAAAUAGAUUUAAAAGUAUUUUCAGAAGGAUGAACAAAUGGUUCAUCAUGAUGACACAUCAUCCUGAGGCUGUGAUAGGGCUGCAACUUUUCCUUAACAUAAUUCAAAUCCAGGUUUACAUUUCUUAAACUUAACCGCAUUAGCUAAGGGGAGCAUUCCCAGAAUAUAACCAUGGGGUUUUUCUUUUUCUUUUUUAUUGACGCAGCUAGAAAUACCUCUCUGUGCUCUUGGAAGAUUGUUGCUUCAACGUAGGACAGCUCUAACAAGUCUUUGUGAAUCAAAUCAUAGGGUUGUCAUGUAUUUGCAGGCAUACUUUGGUUGGUCUCGCCUUCCAUGUGCAAGGAUAUAUAUUCCUGAUUUCCCAUUAGCAGGGAAAAGGUAGUUUAUUUUGUUUCUGAUUGUAAUUAAAGUGUUGGAAAGUGUAAUGGGAGCAAGCCACGGGUGGAAGGAGUACAGAUUGGGGUGGUAUGCUGUUAGAUAAUGGACCUGGGUUCGAAAUCCUCUUUUUACGGUAUUUUUAAACUCUCUUGUCUAAUCUCCCUAUGACAAUUUUGAAGAUCUCUGUAAGCCACUCUGAGAUUACUAGAGGAACUUGAUCUAAAUGUGACUCUGGACUAUUACUACGGGGAAAUCGUUCCCUUUGGGAGCUGUAGAAUGUAGCAUUCAGUCUCGAUUUAAAUGGUACUGUGAAAUAUGUAGCAGGCUUUCCAAAGCUUUGUUUUAAAAUACUUCUGGCGAAACAUGGUCCCAUCCCAUUAAACUGAACGUACUUCACUUCUCCUCCCCAGGCUGGCCCUCUAGUUCUCUCACCUUGGUUCCUGUCCUUACCCUUUCCCCUUAGGAUCCCUCCCUGAAUUAGAUACUUGGGCUUCUGUGGACCAGUGGAUGUAUUGUUUUGUGGGUACACUGUUGUAAAAAAUAAUAAACAAAUAGAUGUAUA
This is a messenger RNA of Anolis carolinensis (green anole), 2860 nucleotides long. RefSeq names its product glycerophosphodiester phosphodiesterase domain containing 1 (gene gdpd1). Gene Ontology annotation, molecular function: phosphatidylcholine lysophospholipase A1 activity; phosphoric diester hydrolase activity. The transcript has 10 exons. Gene Ontology annotation, cellular component: endoplasmic reticulum membrane. Lineage: Eukaryota; Metazoa; Chordata; Lepidosauria; Squamata; Anolidae. Gene Ontology annotation, biological process: N-acylethanolamine metabolic process; glycerophospholipid catabolic process. The record is from RefSeq and is a predicted model, not a curated record. The coding region runs from base 95 to 1033 and encodes 312 amino acids.